Molecule: messenger RNA, 459 nt
Organism: Cydia fagiglandana
Lineage: Eukaryota; Metazoa; Arthropoda; Insecta; Lepidoptera; Tortricidae
Exons: 2
Coding region: 80-409 (109 amino acids)
Molecular function (GO): protein binding
Source: RefSeq, a predicted model, not a curated record
AAAUUAGUCACACAAAUUGCCAUUAUAAAAAUCGAAUAGUAUUUAAUCAAUCUCUACUGUGGCAGUACUUGAGGUAGACAUGAAGAUAAUAUUGUCGUUUAGUACUAUGGUUCUGUUAGGACUAUCGGUAACGAACGCACGUGGGCCGUGCGGCUGCAAACCGGUGUUCGAAUAUUGCGCCAACGACUACACCACGUACCACAGCAUCUGCGAGUACAAGUGCAAACAUCCCUCCACCCCGUUCCAUGACUGGUAUAUUCUGUACAACGGGCCUUGUAUUUCGACGUCGGAGACUACAACUCGUGGGAGAACUACGACUAAGUCGACAGUUACAACCGGGCCCACUAGUACCACGCCGUCCACGACAUCUGCAUGGCAGGAGGAAUAUACGAACUCAAUUAAUGGAUAGACUUAUCAUUUAGGGUGCAUGUAAUUAAAAUAUAACAUUUAAAAAAAGUU